Medicago truncatula (barrel medic) is the source of this 719-nucleotide messenger RNA. RefSeq lists its product as uncharacterized. The transcript has a single exon. The coding region runs from base 294 to 503 and encodes 69 amino acids. The record is from RefSeq and is a predicted model, not a curated record. Lineage: Eukaryota; Viridiplantae; Streptophyta; Magnoliopsida; Fabales; Fabaceae.
UUCCUUUCUUCAAAGCCACACUAAUAAUAUGGUGGAAGCUGAAUUCUAAUUAUCAUGUGAAGCAAGUUAUUCUUAAUCCAAAUACAAGUACAAUCUUUGUGACAAGCAUCACAUGCACAUUGGGAGUGAAUCCACAGUAGCUUAAUCAUCCAAGCCUCCCCCCAUACCCACUUAUUAAAUUAAUUAUUAGUACAUACAUACCACUAUAUAAAUUAAUCAAAUGCAUACUAAAAUUUGCAUUCCAUUGCAUUGCAUUGAAGGUGAUCAUAGAAUUGUUUGAAUUAAUAAUAAGAAUGUUUAACUGGGGUUCCAUUGUUGUGACAGUGAUGUUGUUCGUGUUGUUGACACCGGGGCUGUUAUUUCAGGUUCCAGGUCGUUCAAGAUGCAUUGAGUUUGGAAACUUUCAGACAAGUGCUGCUGCCAUAGUUGUUCACUCUCUCCUCUACUUUGGUCUUGUUUGUCUAUUCUUGAUUGCCAUUAGGGUCCACUUUUACAUAGGAUAGAUAACUUAUCACUUCCAAUUUUACGUAUGUUGUUUUUCUUUUUACUAUGUUUUCGUUCUUAUCGCUUGUGAUAACAACGAAUGAAGUUUAGUCUUUGUCCCUUGUUUGUUUUUCAUGUACUAUUUGUUUGUAUUCAUGACCUAAACAUGCAUUAUUGAGAAAUAAUGCACGUAUCUUUUCAAGUGAGAAGUUGAAUUGAAACUUUUUUAUAUUUAA